Molecule: messenger RNA, 3096 nt
Organism: Orbilia oligospora ATCC 24927
Lineage: Eukaryota; Fungi; Ascomycota; Orbiliomycetes; Orbiliales; Orbiliaceae
Exons: 6
Coding region: 1-3096 (1031 amino acids)
Biological process (GO): tricarboxylic acid cycle
Cellular component (GO): oxoglutarate dehydrogenase complex; mitochondrion
Molecular function (GO): thiamine pyrophosphate binding; oxoglutarate dehydrogenase (succinyl-transferring) activity
Source: RefSeq, a predicted model, not a curated record
AUGCUCCGCACGGCUUCGCGUCUCCCGAGGCUGCCUUUGGCCGGCGGUGUCUCUUCCCGCCGAGGGAUACAUCUCCGCAAAACAGUCUUCUGCUCACCCACAAGAAUAACCAGAAACCAUGCGUACUCGACCGGUUCGCCAGUUCCGAGCGAUAGUGUUAACCCAAGCGACUCGUUUCUGCAGGGAAAUUCAGCUAAUUAUAUCGACGAAAUGUAUCUGAGCUGGAAGCAAAAUCCAUCCAGUGUUCAUAUUUCCUGGCAGGUUUACUUCCGCAACAUGGAAGAUGGUAAACUACCAGCCGAACAAGCUUUCCAACCCCCUCCCACUAUCAUGCCAAAUGCUCCGGCAGGUUAUCCCUCCGUUCUACCAGGAGGACACCUUGGGGGCAAUACCGAUAUUACCAACCAUCUAAAAGUCCAGCUGUUAGUUCGAGCAUAUCAAGUUCGUGGGCAUCAUAAAGCGAAGAUAGAUCCUCUUGGGAUCCGAAGUGAGGCCGAUAUCCUUUUCGGGAAGAAUCAACAACCCUCUGAACUGGAUGCAUCCCAUUAUGGUUUCACUGAGAAGGACAUGAACACAGAGUAUAGCUUGGGCCCUGGGAUCUUGCCCCGCUUUGCUCAAGAUGGAAAGGAAAAAAUGACGCUUCGUGAAAUUGUUGAUGCUUGUGAGCGCACAUAUUGUGGAUCAUACGGGGUAGAAUAUGUCCACAUCCCAGACAGAGAACAAUGCGAUUGGAUUCGCGAACGGGUGGAGAUUCCCACACCAUACAAGUAUUCAGUCGAUGAGAAACGCCGCAUUCUUGAUCGACUCAUAUGGUCGUCUUCCUUUGAAUCCUUCCUCGCGACCAAGUAUCCAAACGACAAGCGCUUCGGCCUUGAGGGAUGUGAAAGCUUGGUUCCCGGCAUGAAGGCUCUGAUUGAUAGAUCUGUUGAUUUUGGUGUUAAAGACAUUGUCAUCGGAAUGCCUCACAGAGGGAGAUUAAACGUCUUGUCAAAUGUUGUACGGAAGCCUAAUGAGUCUAUAUUCAGCGAAUUCAGUCCUACGACGGAGCCUUCUGAUGAGGGUUCAGGUGAUGUCAAGUAUCAUCUAGGGAUGAAUUUUGAGCGCCCAACUCCUUCUGGGAAACGUGUCCAGCUAUCUCUUGUCGCCAAUCCCUCUCAUCUUGAAGCGGAAGACCCGGUUGUUCUCGGCAAAACUCGGGCCAUUCAACAUUAUAACAACGAUGAAAAAGACCACAAGACGGCAAUGAGUGUUCUUGUUCAUGGCGAUGCGGCAUUUGCUGCACAGGGUGUUGUCUACGAGACACUUGGAUUUCAUUCACUGCCAGCUUUCUCAACUGGUGGGACUAUCCACUUGAUCGUUAACAACCAGAUUGGCUUCACAACCGACCCUAGAUUUGCAAGAUCUACUCCGUACUGCUCAGACAUCGCCAAAGCAAUUGACGCUCCGGUGUUCCAUGUCAACUCAGACGAUGUUGAGGCCGUUAACUUUGUUUGUCAACUAGCUGCUGACUGGAGGGCCGAAUUCAAAAAGGACGUCGUCAUUGAUAUCGUUUGCUAUCGUAAAUACGGCCACAAUGAAACAGACCAACCGAGUUUUACCCAACCAUUGAUGUAUGACCGAAUUGCUAAGCAGGAGCCUGCCCUUUCGAAGUAUGUCAACAAACUGCUAAGAGAGGGCACGUUCACUGAAGCAGAUAUCGACGAACACAAGAAAUGGGUCUGGGGAAUGUUAGAAGAAAGCUUUGCGAAAUCUCGAGACUAUCAGCCUACCUCGCGCGAGUGGCUGACAAGUGCGUGGAAUGGGUUUAAAUCUCCUAAAGAGCUUGCCACUGAAGUUUUGCCACAUCUGCCCACUGCUGUCCCUGGGACGACAUUGCAGCACAUCGCUGAAGUUAUCUCGAACGCCCCGAAGGAUUUUACGGUUCACAAAAACUUGACGAGGAUCCUUGGUAACCGCAAGAAGACUGUAGAUGAGGGCUCUGGUGUCGACUGGUCAACUGCUGAAGCCCUGGCCUUUGGAACAUUAGUCAAUGAUGGGAAGCAUGUUCGCGUUUCUGGACAGGAUGUUGAGCGUGGCACUUUUUCGCAAAGACACGCCGUCCUACACGAUCAGAGCAACGAGAACACAUAUACACCACUCCAGCAUGUCUCAAAGGAUCAAGGCCAGUUCGUCAUAUCUAAUUCAUCUCUUAGUGAAUUUGGAGCUCUAGGAUUCGAGUAUGGAUACUCGCUUUCGUCGCCGGAUGCUCUCGUCAUUUGGGAAGCACAAUUCGGAGACUUCGCGAACAACGCGCAGUGUAUCAUCGACCAGUUCAUCGCCGCAGGAGAAACCAAGUGGCUACAGAGAUCCGGCCUGGUAAUGUCGCUUCCUCAUGGGUAUGACGGACAAGGACCCGAGCAUUCUUCGGGGAGACUAGAGAGAUACCUCCAACUGUGCAAUGAAGACCCGAGAGUUUUUCCACCCCCUGAGAAACUCGAUCGCCAACACCAAGAUUGCAACAUGCAGAUCGCUUAUAUGACAACGCCUUCCAACCUUUUCCAUAUUCUUCGUCGACAGAUGAAUCGUGCCUUCAGAAAACCCCUGGUGAUAUUUUUCAGUAAAUCACUCCUCCGCCAUCCCCUCGCAAGGUCGGACCUUUCACAAUUCACUGGAGAUUCGCAUUUUGAAUGGCUUAUCCCCGAUCCUGAACAUGGCAAAACCCUUAAGCCACCUUCGGAGUGCGAACGUGUUCUGAUUUGUACGGGUCAAGUUUAUGCCGCGUUGUACAAAGGCAGAAAGGACCGGGGUAUUGACAAUGUCGCGAUAACCCGUGUCGAACAACUUCACCCAUUUCCUUGGGCCCAGCUUCGAGAUACUUUAGAUCAAUAUCCGAAUGCGAAGGAUAUUAUCUGGGCGCAAGAAGAGCCGCUAAACGCGGGCGCAUGGACAUACGUUCAGCCACGCCUACAAACAAUCUGCAACGAAACGACCCAUCAUAAAGGCAAGAUUGUCCAAUAUGCAGGCCGCAAUCCUAGCGCUAGCGUCGCGACCGGCCUUAAAGCUAUACAUCUAAGGGAAGAGGCUGAACUUGUGAGCAAAGCUCUCGGAAGUAAGUAA